AUGAUUCGCCAACUUCUAUUCCUAUUCAUAUCAUUCACUAGUUGCGUCGUCGACGCCCGAAAUUGCUACGAGUGCGCGCCAAUCGUCACCCAGCUCUCUGAAUCUUGCGCGUGCGGCCGAUUGACCGUCGGCUCGGCAUGGAAUAUCGACGAUAAAUAUUUUUCCCAAGCGCGAAAUUCGAGUUGCGGUGGCCAAUUGAUUUGCAACGCGGCGCCGAAAAUGUACGUCGCUUCGCACAUUCGAAUAAACAGCUACUUCUCCGCCGAUAAUCAUCGUUGGGAGUACAAAGAAUCGACGUGCCAAGACUUUUGGGCCGACUUCGGAGUUCAAUGCGAUCGUCGAACAUUGCAAUACAUGAUCACGCGAAUUCCGGUCAACAAGGUCACCUACAUCAAAACCGGCGAUAUUCCGCGAUUCAAGCUUCCCGUUCAACUAACCUAUGCGACGUGUAACGAUUGA
Molecule: messenger RNA, 459 nt
Organism: Caenorhabditis bovis
Lineage: Eukaryota; Metazoa; Nematoda; Chromadorea; Rhabditida; Rhabditidae
Source: the annotation of a GenBank genome assembly